UUCAACACCCAGAGCACCUUGGCCAACAUCCACAGCCAGUUCCUGUUAAACGUGGAGGCUCUGUCUGACUUUUGGUCAGUGCUGGAUGAGAUCGAUGAGAAGACAUGGGUGCUGGAACCAGAAAAACCCACAAAAGCAGACUCCACCAGAAGAAUCGCCAUUGGAAACAAUGUCUCAAUAAAGGUACAAAUUGACCCCAGACACCCCAAAAUGCUGCCGGAGUGCUGUUUGCUCGGGGCUGAGCACGUGGUCACUCCUUUAAGGAAUAAGUUGAAUGCCAAUAUGCACUUAUGGAACCCUGACUGCACUGUCCUACAGAAUAUGAAAGAUGUGUUGGAGAUUGAAUUUCCAUCGCCUACCACCCACGGAAAAAUCUUCCAGAUCAAACAGCACCAACAUGCACUAAAGAAGCUGAAGUGCACAAAGCAUAUAGGACCCUCUAAAUCUAAUUUGAUAUAUUUGUCUUCGCAGUGGCUGAGAGGUCUGCCAACCAGUCGCCAAAGCUUCAAUAUUGUGUUUGGAGAAUGUCCUUACUGCAGCAAGCCUAUCACUGUGAAAAUGGUCACAGGAAAUGCUUAA
Danio aesculapii is the source of this 579-nucleotide messenger RNA. RefSeq names its product E3 ubiquitin-protein ligase FANCL-like. Lineage: Eukaryota; Metazoa; Chordata; Actinopteri; Cypriniformes; Danionidae. The annotation marks the transcript as partial. Gene Ontology annotation, molecular function: ubiquitin protein ligase activity. Gene Ontology annotation, cellular component: Fanconi anaemia nuclear complex; nucleus. Gene Ontology annotation, biological process: interstrand cross-link repair; protein monoubiquitination. The record is from RefSeq and is a predicted model, not a curated record. The transcript is spliced from 6 exons.